AUGAAAAUAUCUGCUAUCUUAAGCUCAUUUGCAGCUAUUAGUGCUGUUGGUGCUUCGGUAGUUCCAAUUCAUAUCCAAGAUGUUUUUGUAGCUGAAGAUGUGGCUGAUUUUGAAAAUGAAUUGAGGUUAUUUACCGAAGAAUCAGAGUCUUACAUUUCAACUUGGCCCCAUUUGCCGUACUUCUUGAAACCUGGUGUUGAGUCAGAAAAGCUCCAAGAUUCAAUCACUGUUGAAAAACUAAACGAAACCGCAUGGGACUUCUAUAGGUUGGCUAAUACGUCAUUUAAGGAAUAUGGUCAUCCUACGAGAGUGAUUGGGUCCAAGGGUCAUAAAAAGACUAUCCAUUAUAUCUUGUCUCAAUUGUAUCAACAUAGAGAUUACUAUGAUAUAUCUAUCCAAGACUUUCCUGCACUUACAGGAAAGAUUAACUCUUUCAACCUUUCUUUUGUUGAUGGUGGUAAUGUCCCAACUGCCCAACCAUUUGAACUUACUCCCCCUGUCAAAGGUUUCGUAGGUAAAUUAAUUCAGGUUCCUAACUUAGGCUGUGAAGAUGUCGACUACAAGUCGCUAGUAAUCCCAAAAAACAGUAUUGCAUUAAUUGAGAGGGGACAAUGUCCCUUUGGUGAAAAAAGCAAACUAGCUGGGAAACACGGUUUCAAAGCUGCUCUAAUCUAUGACAACGACCCAACUUCUAAGGACGGUAUUAGAGGUACAUUAGAAAAACCUACGAAACAUACUGUCGCUACCGUAGGGGUGUCAUAUAAGCAAGGUAAAAAAUUAAUUGAGGCUAUUGAGCUACAUUUAGGAGAAUACUCCUUGUUUUUCGAAGUUGAUUCUUUUGUCAAGAGCAUCAAAACCAAAAAUAUCAUUGCUGAUACAAAACACGGUGACCCAGAAAAUAUUGUGGCUCUGGGUGCUCAUUCUGACUCGGUUGAAGCGGGCCCAGGUAUAAAUGACGAUGGAUCUGGAUCAAUUUCCUUGUUAACUGUUGCUAAAGAGUUGACACACUACAAGAUCAACAACAAAGUUAGAUUUGCUUGGUGGGCAGCUGAAGAGGAAGGAUUACUGGGCUCAACAUAUUAUGCAGAUCAUUUGACUCCUGAAGAAAAUGCAAAAGUCAGAUUAUUCAUGGACUAUGAUAUGAUGGCAUCUCCAAAUUACGAAUAUGAAGUUUACGAUGCUAACAAUAAAGACCACCCAGCAGGUUCUGAAGAGCUCAAAAACCUUUAUAUUGAUUACUAUAAAUCGAAAAAUCUGAACUACACCUUGGUACCAUUCGAUGGCAGAUCUGAUUAUGUUGGCUUUAUUAAUAACGGAAUUCCAGCAGGAGGGAUAGCAACAGGAGCAGAAGGUAUUAAUCAUGAAAACGGUAAACCAUUCGAUAAAUGUUACCACUCGUUGUGUGAUGAUGUUUCUAACUUAGCCUUUGAUGCCUUCGUGAUUAACACUAAACUAAUUGCUCAUUCUGUUGCUACUUACGCCAAAUCCUUAGAUGGAUUCCCAAAAAGAACCUUUUCAAACAGUACUGUUCCCUUAUUCCCAAAAUAG
Molecule: messenger RNA, 1548 nt
Organism: Kluyveromyces marxianus DMKU3-1042
Lineage: Eukaryota; Fungi; Ascomycota; Saccharomycetes; Saccharomycetales; Saccharomycetaceae
Gene: APE3
Product: aminopeptidase Y
Exons: 1
Coding region: 1-1548 (515 amino acids)
Biological process (GO): proteolysis
Molecular function (GO): aminopeptidase activity; metalloexopeptidase activity
Source: RefSeq, a predicted model, not a curated record